AUGAUAGGCACCCACAAAGCGAUCGAGUUAUUUAGCAGUAGUGACGUGUCCUCGUCCAGCGACUCGGGGCCACGUGGCCCACUCCAACGAAGACAAGACAGUUCUAGCAGCAGCGAGGAAAAGGCGCAUUUUAAAGCCUCCAAACGUCACCGGAAGCGCUCCUUACAUGAUAUAAGAAUAAAAAGGAAACGUAGGAAGACCAAGAAAGAGUCUAGUGAAAGUGAGAGCGGUCAGGAGAGCCAAAGCAACGAGGAAUACGAGAUGAGAGUCGAGCAACUUACUCGCCCUCGUUAUCCGAUUUUGAAACCGACUAAAGUUGCAGCAGCGACAUCUUAUGUUGCCCCAAUAAAUCGACCAAGACAUAAUCGAGAGACGCAGGAGAUCACGGAAGGGAUGAACUUCUAUGAAUUACAAGCCCAAGAGCAAAUGAUGGCGCGCUUUCGAGCACAAAAGCGUAGAAAAGUACCGGUGACCCAGAGACCGGAGCCACGUUCACCCGCAAUAGCUCAUGUUUUUAGUGAAGAUGCCAACCAGGUGUCGGGCAAGGCAAGUCAAUUGAUAGAGAAACUGAGCGGUAAUGCGUCACACGGAAAAAAGCGAAGAAAGAAACAGGUUCACACUCAAAAAGUUCAAAAAUCGGUUCACUUAGAACGCGUAUCGAAGAAACGACAUGACGGCGAGAGCGAAAAAUACGAGGAGAGUGAGGAAGAGGAAUGGCACAGAUUUACGGAAAAAUCAGCGCAACGGGAAUAUUUGCGGAAGCAGAAGCAUAAUUUGCAAAGUGUGGAUGCAGGGAUGGUGGGAAACAACCUGGAAAAAGUGUACAAGGAGGUAUCUCGAAAAAGUAGUGAUCCUCCCAAGCCAGGUCGUAAGCAGCGAGUAGCUCGAAAAAUAGCUUGUACUAAGCAGCCUGCUCUGCAAACUGCGAAACGCAAAAUAAGACAGCGAGUCGGGCCACUAACGCCACGAAAUAGUUUAAGUGAAGUGGAGAGUGAACAGGGGAGUGAAGAGCAAAGCGAAGAGGAAAGCGAAGACGACGAGGUUGAGCUGGUCACACUGCCGGUGCCCCGGCGUCAAGAAACGGUAAAGUUGCGCAAGAAAGCCACCUCUAAACGGUCCGUGUCGGAUUUUUCAAAACAGCGAUUAGAUGGAAAAUUGCUAGCUGCUUUGCAGUCCCAAAGUAAUGAUCCACAAGCUUCCUCGAGAGCUGUUUUUCGUGGCACAAGUGAAACGCAACAUUUGGCCGAAACAAUGUCUUUACGGGAGCUGCAAGAGCAGGAAAAGCUGUUAUUAUUUUUUCAUGUGCAGAAGAAGCGUAAUUUAUCUGGUGUGGCGUCAACAGUGCGGAAGGGUGAGUAUAAUGCACACAUCACAAACACCAAAGCCAAGACGAAUAGUAGCGGUCGUCGAGCUCGAAUGGGAGUCAACCAGCAGGAAACUCCCGACACUCCCUCGUCAUUUAAAUAUAUCGCUCCAACCUCUCGAAACGGAAUCUUGGAAUCAAGUGCUGCAUUUGUCUCCGCUGCUGGAUGCACAGCAACAAGUGUGGAAAAGCUUACGAAUCCAGUGAUACAUUCGACAGCCUGGCGACGGCUGUUUUUCGAAGAGGCACCACCAAACAUUUUAGACGGCGUAUCGAUUACUCCGUAUAUCUUUGAAUCGGAUCGACCACUCUGGACAUAUGACACAACGGGAGAGCUUAAGGAGAAGAUUGAAUUUGUAGAGGUAAACCCCCUAGGCGUUGUCAUUACAGAUGAUAAGUCUGAGAAUCAGCCGCCAGGUCAGUCAGAGGUCAAUAAACGCGUGCGGGCGUUGGUGGAGCAGGAGUUGCCACAAAUCAAAACGUGCCAUGCACGCAGAGUGCGCCAUACUUUAAAAGAAAUGCGAAAGCAACUAUCCGAAUAUUUAAAAGCCCAUCAAGUGCUGCGUGGUGAACGGUACAGGCGUCUCCGGUGGUCGGAAAUAGCAAGCUAUCAGUCUUGGUUGAGUGUGUCCCCAACCGAGCGUGUUGCGGCCAAACGAGUGUUGCAAAACCCUUCACAUACAGUUCAGUCAUACAAUUAUUUGGUUGGGUACGUGCGCUAUUUUGUCCAACGAGACCAAACACUUUUCGGAUCUUUGGUGUAUCCGGAAACUGUCAUUGAUCUUCCCAAUGACAUCACUGCCAUUCGUCGGUCUUUUACCAUGAUAGGUAUCCGUAAGAAUGCUUUUGUCGAAGAUGAUCCAAUUUUACGGUAUGUGCCUUAUCUAGGCGAUGGAGAGCGUAUGGUCAUUGACAACGAUCUCUACUCAGAAACAACUAUAAGUAACGAACGCCGUAUUGCAGUGUUUGGGGAGGGCAAAGAGCUGAAAACAUUAAACCCUGGCGCUCGAGAUGACGAAAUAAUGGAGUAUCUCUUGCGAGUUAUUGUUGGAAAAUGUGGAGCGUCUGAGAAAGUGUUUCUGGCACUCCAAUACGAAGGAGGGUUUAACCGGCCGCGCAUAGACUAUUGCAGCAUGAGAGAUCUUGCGAAGACAGAGGAACGUGUAGCAAGACGGAUUGUUCAGAUAAAGGAAGUGGUUGCGCUUCAGGAACAAUUAUCCGCAGACGAGUUGGCAAAAAUGUCGGUCGCUGAAAUGAACGCUUCUAAAGCCCUACGCAAACUUGUGCAGCCGCAUUGGUUUCUGCGCAACAAGCCUGAACCCCGAUUAUUAGCCAUCAGACUACAGCCGCCGUUAUCAUUUUUUGAGUCAAGCUACGCAGAUUCUCUAGAGACACUAGGCAUACGCGACAGGCCUACAUAUGAAGGACUAGUUGAGUCGCAUCGAGAUCUAUUAUGCCGGCGCUGUUAUUCUUACGACUGCUUUGAGCAUGGAAUUCAGAAUCCUCAACGAAGCAUUCGUGCGGAUCCGAUUUAUCCGAUGGUAAGUGUACCAGGGGUUGUGCUUGCCCGACAAGAAGUAGUGAUUCAAGAAAGAGAUAUGGGUGCUGAAGAUGGCAGUCUGGAUUCCUUAACGUCACCUGUGGAGGUUGUCGAGCUGAUAGGCAGCUCGUCCUCUGACGAGGAGGAGAGGAAAGGCCAGCAAUCACCUGUGGAUCAGUCUGCUUCGCAAUCUACUACCUUAUAUCGUAGGUCCAGGCGAGCACAUACUCGAAUUAGCUCGUUAGCAAGCAAAAGUCUUCAAACUCAAGAAAAGAUGCUAGAAACAGAACGACUCGCUGAGCUGGAGAAGCGGAAAAAGCGCCGUGAGAAGUUUGCGCGGGCGGCAGAUAAGUCAGAGUAUCUGGACAAAUCAUACCUUCCCGCUGUCACAGCUACAAUUAAAAAGCUGAUGUCUAAGAUAACGUCGUGCGGUCCUUCCUGUUGGCUGUGUGCUGGUGAUACGGAUUUAAGCAAAGUCUACGCACCUCUGAGGCAGGUAGAUUCUGUACUAGUUCAAAAACUUGCAUCUACGCUUGGACCAAAUGCUUGUAUGAUUUCAGCAAUGCUGAAGAGUCCAAAGUGCACGUGCGCACAGAUCUCUAGGUUUUUGGCUGGGGAGAAAAUGCGAAGAGAUAGCGGAGACAAUUUGGAAGCAGAAAAUGAAUCGUUAGUACCAACAGAAAGGCAGCGAGAAGGCCGACGAAGUGCCGGAGUGGGUUCGAACAGGUCUCUGGCGAAGCGUAUUCGUGAACAGCGCAGCUACGACCGCGAGAAAAGAUUGAGCUAUGAACCAUGCAAUCACGCUGGGGUAUGUGAUGAAACAUGUGAGUGCACUAAGCGAGGUCACUCCUGUAACAAGGCUUGCUCCUGUCCGCGCGACUGCCCUAAUCGAUUCCAGGGAUGCAAGUGCACAACUGGCAACUGCCACACUUCGGCAUGCCCGUGCUGGAGUGCUGGACGAGAGUGUGAUCCUGAUUUUUGCUUUAAUUGUGGGGCCAGCGACGCAGCUGUGAUGACGUUUUACCCUGAAUUUAAGUCCCGAAGCAGCUACAAUCUCAGCAUUUGCCACAAUGUGAAUAUGCUACGCGGCAGUAUCCAAAAGAAGAUAGGCAUCGCUUUUUCCGCCACACACGGAUGGGGAGCAUAUGCACUUGAGCCAAUUCGAAAGGAUGAAUUUGUGUUAGAGUAUACCGGUGAGCUGAUCACGGACGACGAGGCAGAACGGCGAGGCGCGCUCUACGAUCGCAAGUGUGUGAGCUACCUGUUUGGCGUGAAUAGCGAUUAUGUAGUUGACGCGGCAAAGAAAGGCAACAAGGCCAAGUUUGCCAAUCAUAGAGCGAAACAGGGGGCAAAUCUGCAUGUGAAGGUUAUCGUUUCUAAUGGGGAGCAUCGGAUCGGGCUGUUCGCUCGAGAGGCAAUCGAGGUAGGCGCUGAGCUGUUUUUCGAUUACGGCUACACACACGACAGCGCUCCGAGGUGGAGUCAGCACGAAAAGCAACAGCCUGAGAAACAGACGUAUGACAUCGUCGACGACGAGAAUGAGUGGGAGUAA
This is a messenger RNA of Peronospora farinosa, 4455 nucleotides long. The record is from the annotation of a GenBank genome assembly. Lineage: Eukaryota; Oomycota; Peronosporomycetes; Peronosporales; Peronosporaceae.